Belonocnema kinseyi is the source of this 1390-nucleotide messenger RNA. It is a transcript of the gene Ist1, whose product is annotated as IST1 homolog. The coding region runs from base 154 to 1224 and encodes 356 amino acids. The transcript has 5 exons. Gene Ontology annotation, biological process: protein transport. Lineage: Eukaryota; Metazoa; Arthropoda; Insecta; Hymenoptera; Cynipidae. The record is from RefSeq and is a predicted model, not a curated record.
GUCACUGAGGUGACUCAAUAUUUUCCGGGAGCUUGUCAGAAUUGUCAAAAAAGUUAGAUUUCGUAGUAAUUUCUUUGUAAAAAGGUUGUUCUUUAUUUUAUUUCUGCGAUAAUAUAAUUAAUUUUUAGAUAGUGAAAAGUGUAAAAAAUCAAAAUGUUUGCGAGUGGGCCGAAUUAUACAAAGUUAAAGACAAAUUUGAGGUUAGCCAUCAAUAGAUUGAAACUUCUUGAGAAAAAGAAAACCGAAUUGACGCAAAAAGCAAGAAAGGAAAUUGCGGAUUAUAUCGCGACUGGAAAAGUCGAAAGAGCGAGAAUUAGAGUUGAACAUAUUAUUAGGGAAGAUUACAUGGUCGAGGCAAUGGAAUUGAUGGAAAUGUACUGCGAUUUAUUGUUGGCGAGAUUCGGUCUCAUUCAGCAAAUGAAAAAUCUGGACGAUGGCUUAGCCGAAGCGAUAUCGACUAUAAUUUGGGCCUCUCCCCGAAUGCAGACCGAUGUCAAUGAAAUGAAAGUGAUAUCCGAUAUUUUAACGACGAAAUACGGGAGACAGUAUGCGGACGCUUGCCGAGAAGAAGUAAUAAAGACAAUUUCUGAGAAAUUGAAGCACAAAUUAAGCGUUCAGUCUCCAUCGAAGGUCCUCGUUGAGAAAUAUUUGAUGGAAAUCGCGAAAAAUUAUAAUAUCGAGUACGAGCCGGACCCACAAGUAAUGGCUGAAGGCCAGGACGCGUUGCUCAUUGAUAUUGGAUCAGGAGGCGGACAAAAUAAUUUGGAUCUUGCGAGUGGAGGAGGAAUGCCUCAACCUGCCGGAUUUAUUGGAUUUCCACAAGCUCCUCUUUAUCCUGUGCCUGGUGCUAAUCCUGUGAGUCCUGGUGAACCUCCUGUCGGAUUUUUCGUUCCGGGAACUUCAAAGUCUCAGGAAAAAGAUGAACAAUCGCCCUUCAGUCCUUCUUCUUUCUCGUAUAACAUUCCUUUGGACAACGACAAUUUAAAUAGACAAGAUGAAGACUUGCCCCCGCCUUAUGGUUCAUUUCCUCCCGAUUUGAACAAAGAGUCUAAUCAAAAACCGAAACCUCAACCGAGAUCGAAAAUGCCAACGAAUAAUUUCAACCUUCCGGAUUUGCCGGCAGUUCCUUCCGGAAAUGAAACUCCAACUGGUGGGGAAAAUAAUGAAGACAUAGAUUUUGACGAUUUGAUGAAGCGUUUUGAAGAUUUGAAGAAGAAAAAGUAAUUCAUUCUAAUUUUUUUUAACGAAUUAUCCUUUCAGUUUUUCUAAAUGUAGAACAGAAAUGGAAUAAAAGUCAGCUUUGAGGUCCUAUGGAUUCUCGUAUUACGCGAAACUUGUUUUUAAUAUAAAUUACUAAUUAUCGCAAAUGAAAUAUCAUUAAUUUGUAUAA